UUAAUAAAAACACACAUUAUUAUUAGUAAGAUUUAAAGAAGCGUGCAGGGAUUACGUCUCUGGUUCACAGAUGAUGUUUACUUCAUGAAAUCUAAUUAAAACCGCGUCUGUUUAUCGAGGCAUUCAGAGCAAAAACCUGGAGUAAUGCUGAUAAACAGUAAAGGGAUAAUACAAAAAAAUAAAAUAAAUAAAUAAAUGUAAGGCAUUAAUACUGGAAAUCGUCAGGACUCUGAGACAGACUUGAAACUGGUGUAAAAGUUGUUUGCUUCUGGGGGGGGCAAUUUUUUGAUUUUGUAAGCACGGGAAUUUAACUAUAUGCUGUUUAACCUUUAAAAAAAAAAAAAAAAAAAACGCUAGAACAAACGGAAGUUGAUUUAUUUAUUUAUUUAUUUCAUAUGGGAGUGGGGGUGACAGAUUUACGUGCAAAUUAGACCUCCGCUACGAUUUUAACUAACAUUUAAAACUAGCUGUGCUUUUGUCAUUGGCGGGUGCAGAUGCCAUGACGUACAAACCAUUGCAUUUAAAAAAAAAAAAAACACACACACAACUACAAAGGGUUUGUUUUGAGAUCCCUUGCAACGUAUUGUGUUUGUGAAAAGAGCAGCGAGAGGAGGUGGGAGGAUUCAGGCUUCUGACGUACAGGCAGUUUCAAGCUGAUUUGUUAACAAAAAGCUGCACGUCCUCGCAGAUUAAACAGAAAUAACCGAGCAGCAGCAGCAGCCCCCGAUGAGAAACGAAGCAGGGUUGCUCGCAUGUUAUUGUGACUUCAGCCAUUUCUUCAGGACGCUAACUGGAGUGAAACGGAUUAUUUCUUGGGCACACAGCCUUUAGGAGAACCACUAGCAAUUAAACAACGCGAGCUACCCGUGCUGGGAUUCGUAUUUAGUCAGAAAUCAAGGACAUUUGUUACCGAUAUCAGUGAGAUUUCUUUCGCUGAGGAAAAUGCGAUAUUUACGUUCUUCAGUUAGCAGUUCUUAAAAAUCGCUGCGCAGUUUCGGAAGGAUAUAUUAAUGCUGCUGUUCAGAUUCAUGCAGGGUUGGUAAAUACUUAUCUUUUCUCCACAAUUCUUUAAAAUAAAUUAAAAAAAAAAAACAGCACUGCUCUGAGAAAGGGAUUUUAACCACGCUCUUCUAAAUGUUGCUUCUAUUGAAAUGAUGUAAAGGAGUUCUUUAAGUAGUUUUUUUUUUUUUUUUUUUUUUUUUUUUUUUUUGUUUUUUUAACAGCCUACUAACACGUCUGUAUUUUGGGUUUCACGGAGUUGUUGCUGAUGUCAGUGCCUCCACAUUGCCUUCAUGACAGGAUCAUGAAGUGUUUGACUUUUUUCCUUCUACUUCCAGAAACCUUGAAAAAGUCCAAAAAGGGUGUUAAACACAACAGCAAGCUGCCAGUAUGCUAUGAGAUUGUAACUCUGUCCUUGAAGAAGAAGAUGGCUGCAGAACUGUACCCUGCUAGCACAAACACCAACCUCCCCAUCAGCAACGGCACUACAGUGACUGCAAACACCAAGAAAAGCAUCGUCCCGGUUAACCAGACUGUUACACCCUGCACCACAGCUGCGGCUCAGCAAAACAUCAACAACAACAACGUAGAGACUGCCAACUGGCAAUCUUCCCACCCCACCUUAAGGGAAAGGAAUGCCUUAAUGUUCAAUAACGAACUCAUGGCCGAUAUACAUUUUAUUGUGGGUCCGCCCGGUAGCUCCGAGAAAGUGCCAGCACACAAGUAUGUUCUGGCAGUGGGCAGCUCAGUUUUCUGUGCCAUGUUUUAUGGGGAUCUUGCGGAAGAUAAAUCUGAAAUCCAUAUUCCAGAUGUGGAACAUGCUGCUUUCCUGAUACUUUUGAAGUAUAUGUACAGCGAUGAAAUUGAUCUGGAAGCGGACACAGUUCUGGCCACUUUGUAUGCUGCCAAAAAAUAUAUUGUGCCUGCUUUGGCAAAAGCUUGCGUGAAUUUCCUGGAGACCAGCCUGGAGGCAAAGAACGCCUGUGUGUUGCUGUCUCAGAGCAGGCUCUUUGAGGAGCCGGAGCUGAGCCAGCGUUGCUGGGAGGUGAUCGAUGCCCAGGCAGAGCUCUCUCUCAAAUCAGAGGGCUUUUGCGAGAUAGACCAACAGACUCUGGAGAUCAUCCUGAUGCGGGAAACUCUCAACACUAGAGAGGUGGUCGUGUUCGACGCAGUUUUGAACUGGGCCGUGGCGGAAUGCAAAAGGCAAGGCCUGGUGGUCACGACCAGGAACAAGCGCAGUGUUCUGGGGAAAGCCCUGUACCUGGUUAGAAUACCAACCAUGACACUGGAGGAGUUUGCAAACGGAGCAGCGCAAUCGGACAUCCUGACUCUUGAAGAAACGCACAAUAUUUUCUUAUGGUACACUGCCUCAAAUAAGCCCACACUGGAGUUUCCCCUGGCACAGAGGAAAGGGCUGGCACCUCAGAAGUGCCACAGGUUCCAGUCAUCGGCAUACCGCAGCAAUCAGUGGAGAUACCGGGGCCGCUGCGACAGCAUCCAGUUUGCUGUUGACAAGCGGAUCUUUAUCGCAGGACUCGGACUGUAUGGGUCGAGUGGUGGCAAGGCGGAGUACAGCGUCAGAAUUGAACUGAAACGCCAAGGGACAGUCCUUGCCCAAAAUUUGACUACAUUUAUUUCCGAUGGCUCUAGCAGCACUUUCUCAGUGUGGUUUGAGCACCCAGUGCAGGUGGAGCAAGACACCUUUUACACAGUGAGUGCCAUCCUGGAUGGGAAUGAACUCAGUUACUUUGGUCAGGAAGGGAUGACCGAAGUUCAGUGUGGAAAAGUGACAUUUCAGUUCCAGUGCUCGUCGGACAGUACCAAUGGGACCGGUGUACAAGGGGGGCAAAUACCUGAACUCAUUUUCUAUGCAUGAUUUUGGACAAUUGCAUACAACUCCUGCUGCAUUCCAUUGCUGCUAGUAAAAGCACAUAAAGGAAAAAAAAAAAGCCUUCUGAAUAUUGUAGCAGUAAGAGGAUGUCACACUGCAAGCCUGUUACCAUCUCAAAAUAACGGCUAUCAAAACUAAGUGAAGGAAUGCUCUUGAAUUUAAUCUUAUUUUAUUUAUUUAAAAAAGAAUGUAAUGUUAUUUGAUUUAAUUAUUAAAAACCACAGUAAGAUGUAAAAAGCUGUAUUGCACUUCUAGUGGGAGAUUCCCUGUAGUGUUUUGUAUAUAAAAUAGUGCUUAUUUGUUUACAGUUUAAGGCUGAUUGACAAAACAGAAUGUUCUGUGUUAGAGGGCAGCUUAUGAACCUGCAAAUUAUAAACGUUUUCAUGUGACUAAACGCUGGAGUGUACUUUCUUACAAUCAUUUUUAGACAAAACCUUUCAAAAAAGAAAAGACUGCAUAUGCAAAUGCACUGGUAAGAUUGGACUGCACUAUGCCUUCCAAUUACCUAUAUUGUAGGUUGGCAUUUGAUAUCCAAUAAUUAAUUAGAAAAACAAUGAAAGAAUGGAUUUACUAUUAUCAUUUUUUUUGUGUGUAAGGCUAAUUUAUAGAAUUUUGAAUGUUUAGAACUGUAGUGGCCAAUACAUAUAUUUUUCAUGCAACACUAACAGCCCUCACAAAUCUAAACAGUAGCUGACUAUGCUAAACAGGAAAACAGUCAUGUAUAAAGUUUAGUAGCACAGUGCCCUCUAGGCGUUUUGAAGUGAACUACAGUUCAGUGUCGGAGGAAUAAUGCAUAUAACAUUCUGCCCCAGGAUUAUUUUUUCAUUCUGUCUUCAAGGUAAGGUAAAACGGUAGGGCAGUCACAUUUACUGAUUUAACCCCAAUAUCCAUACUGUUUAAACUAUGUAUGUGGUGUUUAUUUAACAUGAAUAUCAAAGCAAGGUUACUGCAGUGUUUAUUAAAAUUGUACAUUCUUGGGGUUAAACUACUGGGCAAGAAAUUAAA
Molecule: messenger RNA, 3895 nt
Organism: Polyodon spathula (Mississippi paddlefish)
Lineage: Eukaryota; Metazoa; Chordata; Actinopteri; Acipenseriformes; Polyodontidae
Gene: btbd6b
Product: BTB (POZ) domain containing 6b
Exons: 4
Coding region: 1268-2875 (535 amino acids)
Biological process (GO): neurogenesis
Cellular component (GO): cytosol
Molecular function (GO): protein binding
Source: RefSeq, a predicted model, not a curated record